AAAAAUCUUCGUCGCUCUUAUCAUGACCUAAGGAACUCUCUGCCUACUAAAAUCCCCAGAGACCUUCAUCGCUCUCACCAUCCCAGAAAGAACUCUGCCUACUUUCUGCCAUACCUUAUCUGAACACAAUCCAUGGAUUUCGAAAGUUCAAGAACAAAGAAUAGGUUACUCAAAUGGUUGACCAGAAUUUAUGAUGACAUAAUGACAAUUUUGAUGUCGUCGUAACGGUCGAAAUUGUCAACAACGGACAAAAAGGCAUUAAAUAUCUCUCUUAUAAAUGGAACCAAGCUCUAUGUAAUCAGGGGGACCUUCAUUCGAAUUACAGAUCAAUAUACCUUCUAUUUUGCUUACUUGACACCAUUCUUAUUGUUCUUGUCAUUUUCCUUACCGUUCUUGUACGAAACCCAAUCAAUAUAUAAUUUCUAUUCUAAUUAGUUUUAGUUUAUCAAAAUUUGGCUAAAACAAUUUGGCACCGUAUGUGGGAAAUCGUGCAAGAAAUUUAUUCUCCAUGGAAGGAACGAGCAACGAGAUGAUGGCCGAGUUUCAUAAGCAAUUGGAGGCGAUGAAGGAAGAAAUCUGGUGUGAAAUGGCUCAGCGGAUGCUUUUAUCCAACGAGAAAAUGACGUGUUGCGCUCUCAAGUGCAAUCGGUGGCGUCCAUAGCUUCCAACUCAAGAUUUAGCCGAAGAGGUGACGCCAUGACAGCAGCAACGAGGCUGGAAUUUGACCCCAUUCCAAUCUCGACCGAACCUUUUAUCCGUCAUUCAGGAGCCGACGCAUCUGGAGAUCCGGGGCCUUCAAACCGAUCUUUUCCUCUCCAGAAUCCUAGCACGAACAUGUUUCACAUACUAUUUCCGAAAUCUCAGAGACGACGAGUUCCAGAUCAUGUCGACAUCCCCCGACACGUCGACAUCCCUUUACAUGUCGACAUCAACAACCAGAGACAACAAGAUCCUGAAGUCAUCGUCAUAUCCUCACCAACCAAGCAUGAUGUGACCCGGGUGACGACGCCACCAAUCUCGACGACAAGACAGAUGCAAGCAUAUCCGACAGACCCCUUAUCCGUCAUCAUGGAAGAGCUGAGGGAAAUGCGAGAGAAGAUCAAUGGUAUACCCGGAGUGCCACCUCCAUUGGACGUCGCUUCACAGACAUGCUACGCAGAUUCCCCUUUCAGACGACACAUCACAGACGUUGAGAUUUCAAGGAAGUUUGUUGCCCCCUCGAUGAUAUUAUUCGAUGGAACUACCGACCCCCUGGAACACGUCGCUCAAUACAAGCAGCAGAUGCUUGCCACCUCAGUCAGACCAGAGCAGUGGGAGGCUUGCAUGUGCAGGGCAUUUGGGACAACAUUGACAGGGCCAGCGCUGACGUGGUUUGUCAAUCUACCGAAUGAAGGCGUCAGCUCAUUUGCGGAGUUAGUCAACCUCUUCAACCAGCAAUUUGCAAGCAGUCGGGUUCUGGAGAAGCAGACCAGCGAUCUCUACCGUGUGGUCUAGAAACGCAACGGAUCCUUAAGAGAUUACCUCCACCGCUUCAACAAAGAGAAGGUGUCUGUAACACCCCGCUCCGUAGGGCCCGAGGUAGUUACUCAUACACACCCUCCAGACCUCUAGUACUGUCCUCACAAACCUCCACGAGCCUUUAACGCGCACUUUGUCCUCACUCGUGCGCGCCCUGAGAAACUUCUCAAGGGGUCACCCAUCCCAAGACUACUCCUGUGCAAGCAUGCUUAACUUUGGAGUUCUUGGAGAUGAGCUCCCUUAAAAGGAGAUACAUCUUGUUGGUAUGAGUAGUACUAUUAAUCCGUUUAAAUUAAAUCUCAAGUGUUACAAUCACCCCCACUUAGGAACGCAACGUUCUCGUUGCGCCCAUAAACCAAUCUCAAUCAAAUCCCAGAAUCUUUUCCCCCGCUAAGUGUCUGCCCGAUAUCCAACGGAACAACACACUGUCGCAAGGUUGCUCUGAUACCACCUGUAACACCCCGCUCCGUAGGGCCCGAGGUAGUUACUCAUACACACCCUCCAGACCUCUAGUACUGUCCUCACAAACCUCCACGAGCCUUUAACGCGCACUUUGUCCUCACUCGUGCGCGCCCUGAGAAACUUCUCAGAGGGUCACCCAUCCCAAGACUACUCCCGUGCAAGCACGCUUAACUUUGGAGUUCUUGGAGAUGAGCUCCCUUAAAAGGAGAUGCAUCUUGUUGGUAUGAGUAGUACUAUUAAUCCGUUUAAAUUAAAUCUCAAGUGUUACAGUGUCAAUCCCCCGAUGUGACAUACCAACAGUCAUCGAGGCAUUCAGAAGAGGUUUGUAUGAAGAUUCAGAGUUGUACCACGAAUUGAAAAAAUACCCUUGUCGGUCCUUCGAAUAUGUCCAAGCAAAGACGUUAGCUUUCAUCCGUCUAGAAGAAGACUUACGAUCCCGUCGAAGACAAAUUGAGUACGAACAGGGGCAUGGGAAAUCAGAAUCUCCCAGGAGGCGUGAUUACAAGCAUGGAAACCCAUAUUCGAGACCUGAGGAACAAGUCAUCACGAGAUAGAGCAGACGACAUGAUCGGAGUCGUCAGACGGGGGGCAUGUCGUCUGAUUCUAGACGGGCUCUGAAAAACUGCAAUACGAUGACAUGAUCGAAAUCGUCGGACGGGGGGCAUGUCGUCCAAAGACAGACAGGUUCUGAAGAGCUGCAAUACGGUACCCUUAAAGUUGUUUCAUUUUUAGUUUGGUAUUUUCUUUUACAUAUUGUUGUCACUCCUGUGACGGGAUAAAUCAGACGACAUGACUGAAAUAGUGUGAGACGGGGGCAUGUCGUCCGAUGAUAAACCUGACGACAUGAUUGAAAUAGUCUGACUUCAGACAAGUCCUGAUGAUAAGUAUUUGUCUAGUUUUGUAUACAUACUUUUAAUUUAUUACUUUUGUUUACAUAUAAAUAUUCACUAACUUAAGCAUCGGAUGGCCUUUGGCCAACGGCCAGACUUUGACAACAUGAUUUCAUGCAGGAUAUCGACGCAAUAAGCACUUUGAACGUGCCAACAGAAGGCACUCACACAUACCCCCUACAACCUAAGAAGGGGUAGUAAGGUUAGCAUGGGCCAUUCAUAUUUGAAGUAUGAAAAACAAACCCAUGCGCCUUACACGUUUUCGCCAAAACGACAAAAGCACAAAACUACAGAAAUACACAACAGAAGCAUGUGCUCCAAAAGCAUGACAACAGAAGCUCCAAAACAUAAGGAGACAAUACAGAUGACAUUGACACAAAUCACAAACACUCAUGUCGACAAUAUUGCUAAAAACACAAAUGAAACAUUAUUCAUAGUUUUCACAAGAUAUGGACCACGUUCACGCAACCCAACUCGUCUUCUUCAACAACAAAUGAUGUUCCCUUUUCCAGCUGAAGUGUCGACAUUUACAUGAAAGAUGUUGCGAACUUCUGCCACCUAGUCGUCAGCACAAUUUCGGAGGAGGAGAAGACGAAGUGCCAGCCUUUAGUCUUCAUUGUUUUAGUCAAUGAGACGGAUUCCAUAGGAAGUCACUCGAAAGAAAGAUGGUAACUUUUCGUUAGACGAGUUGAUCCAUACGUCACAUCAAGUCAAUGAUGGGCCAAUAGAUGCAAUGAACCAAGAUGUGAAGUGUACUUUUGAAUUUUCGAUAAGUUGAUGCUUAACAGGUCGACAUGUCCAUGACACGCCUCAACUUCUCGAAAGGGGGCAAUUGUUGGUGCAGGAAUUUGACAAUAUGGAAAGCUUGACCGGGGCAAUUAAUGACGUAUUUAUUAGAAUUAAUGCUAGAUGAUUAAUUCUAGCGGUUUCAUGUAUAUUAUGAGAGUUAUUGUUGUAAUUAUGGCGUAGGUUACUCAAAUGGCUGACCAGAGUUUAUGACGACAUAAUGACAAUUUUGAUGUCAUCGUAACGGUCGAAACCGUCAACAACGGACAAAAAGGCAUUAAAUAUCUCUCUUAUAAAUAGAAUCAAGCUCUAUGUAAUCAGGGGGACCUUUAUUCGAAUUACAGAUCACUAUACCUUCUAUUUUGCUUAC
This is a messenger RNA of Cuscuta europaea, 4026 nucleotides long. The record is from the annotation of a GenBank genome assembly. Lineage: Eukaryota; Viridiplantae; Streptophyta; Magnoliopsida; Solanales; Convolvulaceae.